UCUCUGUUCCUAUCCUUGAUCCUAGUUUUCAUGGAUAAGCUUUAAUUCAAGCUUCCCCGUCUGUCUCGUAUACUUAGAAGGUUGGUUUGUUCAUCAUGGGAUUUUCCAUGCUCAUGUGCAUGAAGACACAAGUGCCAUUGCUAGAUUUUCCAUCCGGUAAGCUGAACAUGAAUAAUGUUGUCUUCAAUCCACGUAGACACAAAGAAAAGGUUGUCAUUUUAAUGGGGGCAACAGGAACCGGGAAGUCAAGGCUGUCCAUUGAUCUGGCCGCCAGUUUUCCGGCAGAAAUCAUAAACUCCGACAAAAUGCAAGCGUACGAGGGACUUCCCAUAGUCACCAACAAAGUCACCGAGGAAGAGCAACGCGGCGUGCCGCACCAUUUGCUCGGGAUACUAAAUCCAAAUGCAGAUUUCACGGCGACGAACUUCUGCGACGCGGCGUUGCUUGCCGUCGAGUCAAUCAUCGGACGAGACCGCCUCCCGCUCAUCGUCGGCGGCUCCAAUUCGUACAUUGAGGCCUUGAUCGACGACGACGAUUACAUGUUCCGGUCGAAGUAUGAAUGUUGCUUUAUUUGGGUGGACGUAUCAAUGCCUGUGCUCCGCUCAUUUGUGUCGAACCGGGUCGAUCAAAUGGUUGAAAAUGGGUUGGUGGAGGAGGUGAGAAAAACGUUCGAUCCUGACGCCGAUUAUUCACGGGGGAUCAGAAGAGCAAUUGGGGUUCCAGAAUUCGAUAAAUACUUCCGACAGGAACCAUAUUUAGACAAACAUCAACGUUUGAUUCUUCUCCACGAAGCAAUAGCUCAGAUGAAGGAAAAUACAUGCAAAUUAGCAAGACGGCAGCUGGGGAAAAUUCUCCGGCUUAGAAAUAAAAAGGGGUGGAAUAUGCACCGGCUUGACGCCACCGAAGUGUUUCUAAAGCACGGCAGCAAAGAAGCCGACGAGGCAUGGAAGGAGCUUGUCGCCAGAACGAGCACAAGAAUCGUCGACCAAUUUCCGUACAAUUUUGCCUCCAAAAUCCCUGCAAAAGUAGCAGCUGGGAUUAAGGUGAGGAGGGUAGGAACUGCAAUUGCAGCCGGAACUUUCUAGAAAUAAUUAAUCUCGCUAAUAAAUAAAUAAAUUACCUAUAUUUUGUAAACAUCAUAUUCUGAUUGUAAUUCCAACAAAUAUUUGAAAUAUUAUUUGAAUUAAUGAAUUAUAAGUAUUAA
This is a messenger RNA of Alnus glutinosa, 1204 nucleotides long. Its product is annotated as adenylate isopentenyltransferase 3, chloroplastic. Gene Ontology annotation, molecular function: tRNA dimethylallyltransferase activity. Lineage: Eukaryota; Viridiplantae; Streptophyta; Magnoliopsida; Fagales; Betulaceae. Gene Ontology annotation, biological process: tRNA modification; cytokinin biosynthetic process. Bases 96 to 1085 code for a protein of 329 amino acids. Gene Ontology annotation, cellular component: mitochondrion. The record is from RefSeq and is a predicted model, not a curated record. The transcript has 2 exons.